Molecule: messenger RNA, 354 nt
Organism: Phoenix dactylifera (date palm)
Lineage: Eukaryota; Viridiplantae; Streptophyta; Magnoliopsida; Arecales; Arecaceae
Source: RefSeq, a predicted model, not a curated record
AUGGCUAGUGACUCUCCCCUUAGCUUUGAAGACUUUCUUCCUUCAAUGGCUCAGCGACUUGGAGCAGAGGGGCUGAUGGAGGAGCUGUGCAAAGGCUUCCAGCUGUUGAUGGAUCCAGCAAGGGGUCUCAUCACCUUUGAGAGCUUGAAGAGGAACUCGGUGGCGUUGGGGCUGGCAGGCUUAGGGGAUGAGGAGCUCAUGGGCAUGGUGAGGGAGGGGGACUUGGAUGGAGAUGGGGCUCUAGACCAGAGGGAGUUUUGUGUGCUCAUGGUCAGAUUGAGCCCAGAGCUGAUGGAAGUGUCUGAGAGGGUGGUGGAAGAAGUUCUCGAGGCAUUCAAAUCUUUUGCGGUCUGA